This is a messenger RNA of Silurus meridionalis, 3670 nucleotides long. RefSeq names its product SUMO specific peptidase 6a (gene senp6a). The record is from RefSeq and is a predicted model, not a curated record. Gene Ontology annotation, cellular component: cytoplasm; nucleus. Bases 125 to 3409 code for a protein of 1094 amino acids. Gene Ontology annotation, biological process: regulation of kinetochore assembly; protein desumoylation; regulation of spindle assembly. Gene Ontology annotation, molecular function: SUMO-specific endopeptidase activity. Lineage: Eukaryota; Metazoa; Chordata; Actinopteri; Siluriformes; Siluridae. The transcript is spliced from 24 exons.
UUUUUGGGGGGGUUGAAAUGUGACUUAUUGACGUUGUGUCGCCGCUUCAGCUCCCAGUCAGUAAAUCUCACUGUGGCUCCGAGACACAAACAGCGUCCAUCAGCACCAAGAUGGAAUAAACAACAUGGCCCACAAGAAGAGCGGUUUUAUCGAAGCUCUCGAUAGAUCAGAAGCCAGCAGAGAUGGAGGGUUCAAGCACAGCUGGAGUUUUUCCCUCUGCGCAGAGCGGGAAGAGGAGAGGAGGAACGAUCCUUCCCUGGUGACCAUGGAUCACGUGAGCGGGAGGCAGGAACACUCUUCUGACGGGGUGAAGCAGGCACCCCCUCUGAGGCACUUCGACCUCAUGGAGCCGAUGAAGACGUACGAACGGCGGGCGAACAACCAUUUCAAGUCGAUGAACCGAAUGGGAACAGGGAAGCCCAGUGAAACCCCGCACGCGAUGGCCAUUUCCCCACUACCCAACAGAACCAAUUAUUUAAUCAUGAGUCCAGCGCCACCUCAAGGAGUGGUAGUUCAAGGAAGGCUGUUUCAACACACUCAUCUCUCCCCUCCUGUUAAAAAGCCAGUCCAAAGCAACCUUGAUUUGAAAGAAAGAUCUGAUUUCACCACCCAAAGAUCAGAGCUCGACAAAAUCAUUCUCACCUGCCCAGAGAUCUCGGACUCGGAGACUGCGGAAGUAAAGCGAUGCGUCCAGCCGAAGAGGCGGCCGAUGUUCGAAAGCAUCGGCACGGCCGAGUCUCUGCAGCCGGACGAGUACUUCACUGUGUGCGGAAAGUGCGGCCAGCGGAGCGAAGACCACACCAGUUGUGAAAGCUGCGGGAACGUACUGCCUGCUGAAGUGCCCCUUCUGCCUGCCGUCCCCUCCUCACCUGCCCCUCGAGUGCCUGUACGCUCCCUUCCCUCUCACGGCUCUUCCAGUGUCACCCAGUUCAGCAAAAGCUUCUACGGCGUGAUGUCCGGGGCGCGCUGCACCCAAGCCGAACCGGUCAUGAACCCCCCGGCGCGCAUCACCCGCGGCGGUCUGCUGCUCCCACACAACGGCGCCAAACUGACCGUGGGGAAGAGGCAGCCUCCGGCCAAGCAGCACGAACUCAAUGACCCCAGCUUUUGUGCAGUUGUACUGUCCAGCGACGAAGACGACGAGGCUGACAGCUCCAGCACGGGCAGCGUGAACCGGUUAGACAGCGUCUCUCCGAGACCGGCCGACUCCGCCCACUCCUCCCCGGCGCCGUCCAGCGGCAAAGUGGAAGCGGCCGUCAAAGAAGUCGCAGAACACGAAGAGCAACCGUGUGAAUUUUUCACUGACAUGGACCACAGGAACUUGGUACCCAGAAGGAACCGCGUGAAAGAUCCGCAGUUUCGGAACGCCCUGUGUGACGACCCGUCGCCAUCCAAGAAGCGGAAAAUGGGACCGAUGGAGAAGAUGGAAAGCAUUAUCCUGGAGUGCAGGAGCGUCCGGAUAGGAACUCUGCGCCGGAUGGUCACCAAACCAGUCAUUUUCACAGUCGAGUACAUACAGCUCGAGACAGAAGGUCAGGAGGUCGACGUGCUGGAGAAGGUGCGCCUCAGGUCGUCGGAGCUGACGAGUUGCGAAUGGUGCAGCGUUCGAAAGCUGCCCGUCCUCUUUUUCCAGACCAGCGACGACGAGUGUCUGCGCCUGCGCACCCAGCUCCAAAUGUCCCAGGAGAGCGGAGGCCUGUGGUACGACUGCAGCGGUGAAAACUUGGAUGAGAAAUACAUAGUGUUGAUUUUCGAGAACGGUCUCUCGAUGCACGAGCAGGUGAUUUUAGAAGACAUCCUGGUCGAAAUAGGACGGAACAACAAGCUCACCGGGUUUCCAGCUCGACUGACCUUCGACGAAGCCAACGUCCGACUGGUCCAGUAUAACAAAGCAUCAAAAGAGAAAGAAAAGGCCAAAGCACAGAAAUCCAAACCGGUCUCAUCCUCUACAACGUCUGCUACGACUGCGACGGCAGCCCCGGUCACCACAGCAACAGGGACGGCAGCAGCGGCAAGCACGGGAACAGCGCCCCCCGCUGCGUCGGCUGAGACGACAGUCCAGACCCGAUUUGCCGCUCAUCACCACGGGAUCUACGAAGAAGACGACGACGAGGACAUGGCCGACCUGCAGCCUACCUUCACCGGCCCCAUCAUCAAGUUGAUCGUGUAUCCCCCUCCUCCGGGUAAAGGCGGGAUUUCUGUGACGAAUGAAGACCUCCACUGUCUCAACGAUGGCGAGUUUCUGAACGACGUCAUCAUAGACUUUUAUUUAAAAUAUCUCUUUAUGGAGAAGUUAAAAAAGGAGGAUGCAGGAAGAAGUCACGUUUUCAGCUCCUUCUUUUACAAAAGACUGAACCAGAGAGAAAGGAGAAGUGCACCGGACACAACGAACUUACCAAUACAGAAGAGGAAGCACAAUCGGGUGAAAACGUGGACGCGACACGUGGACCUCUUUCAGAAGGACUUCAUCUUCGUUCCCAUCAACGAGUCAGCGCACUGGUACCUUGCAGUGAUCUGCUUCCCGGGCCUGGAGGGACCCUGCAUGGAGCCCAAUCCCCAGUACCAGCCCCAGGCUUCGUCCCCGUCUGAGUUAGGGAGCUCGGUGUUGAGCGAAGGAGGCAUCGAGGAGCCGUCGCCUCACACAGAGCCCCUCUGCUUUAGUUCAGAGGAGGUCAGUACGGAUGCCGAGGGACCGGACGCGAGUAACUCCAGUGUGCCUUCCUGUCCGCUUCGACCCCCAGAGCACAGCUGCACUCUCAGCCAACGGGUCAACGGACAGGUCCAGUCACAUUUCACUGAUGCUUUGCAGAGAAUCAGUAUGUGUUACAGCAGUGAGGGCACCUUCUCUGAUGACCAGAGCUCCUCCCACGAUGAGUGCAGUGAAGAUGGAGCGCUGGCUGAGGACACUGUAGCAUCAGAGAGCAUGGAGUUGGCAUCCAAACCUACCAUCUGCAAACAACCUUGUAUCCUCAUCAUGGACUCGUUGCGAGGUCCUACCAGGUCCACAGUGGUGAAGACACUAAGAGAAUAUCUGGAGGUCGAGUGGGAAGUGAAGAAGGGCACCCGAAGGAGUUUCGGGAAGGACUUGAUGAAGGGCUCGAGCCCGCGAGUGCCCCAGCAGGACAACUUCAGCGAUUGCGGCGUCUACGUGCUGCAAUACGUCGAGAGCUUCUUCGAGAACCCAGUGCCAAGCUUCCAUCUCCCAAUGAACUUAAAGGACUGGUUCCCCCAGCAGCGUAUGAAGACCAAACGUGAGGAGAUCAAGGAGCUCAUUCUGAAAAUCCAGUCGCAACAACAGCUGGACCGGGAGAACUCUGGGCAGGACCUGGACGUCGGUGAGGUCUACGAGGACCUGGACAUCGGAGACGCCUUAGAGUCGUCUGACCUCAUCCCACCAAUCAGUUCAUGAACUCCAGCCCCAUGCUGCUAUGGCUUUUAACAAAAAAAAAAAAAAGGGUCCUGUUGGCUCCACCUUCGCUCAACUCAUGGCCCUGACGGCUAGUCGGGGGCCACUUCGCGAUCGCACGCUGCUGGACGACUUCGCCAUUACAACAACUGUUUCCGUUUUUUUGUUUUUUUCCGUUUGUUUGUUUUUGUUUCCCCCUUCCUUUGUUAACUAAAGAGCAAGAAGACUUCAUUUGUAUUAAAGAAAUCCUGUAUAUAUGCUGAA